Molecule: messenger RNA, 2082 nt
Organism: Lolium perenne
Lineage: Eukaryota; Viridiplantae; Streptophyta; Magnoliopsida; Poales; Poaceae
Product: hexose carrier protein HEX6
Biological process (GO): monosaccharide transmembrane transport
Cellular component (GO): membrane
Molecular function (GO): monosaccharide transmembrane transporter activity
Source: RefSeq, a predicted model, not a curated record
AGAAUUGCCACGAUCCAAAUGUGCACUACUGCAAAGUACCGAUCGAGUUUCUACUACAAAUUCGCGUGCACGCAGCUAGCUCUGGUGAUCGAUCAGCAAUGGCGGUCGGCGGCGUCAGCGUCUCGGAGAGUCAGGACCGGAGCUAUGGGGGCGGCGGGAGGGUCACGGCCUUCGUCGUGCUGUCGUGCAUCACCGCGGGCAUGGGCGGCGCCAUCUUCGGCUACGACAUCGGGAUCGCGGGCGGGGUGUCGUCGAUGGAGCCGUUCCUCCGCAAGUUCUUCCCGGAGGUAUACCGUCGGAUGAAGGGCGACUCCCAUGUCAGCAACUACUGCAAGUUCGACAGCCAGCUGCUCACCGCCUUCACCUCCUCGCUCUACGUCGCCGGCCUGCUCACGACCUUCCUCGCGUCCCGCGUCACUUCGCGCCGCGGCCGCCGCCCGUCCAUGCUCCUCGGCGGCGCCGCCUUCCUUGCCGGAGCGGCCAUCGGCGGCGCGGCCGUGAACAUCUACAUGGUCAUCCUCGGCCGGGUGCUCCUCGGCGUCGGCCUCGGCUUCGCGAACACGGCCGUCCCGCUGUACCUCUCGGAGAUGGCGCCGUCGCGGCACCGCGGCGCGUUCAGCAACGGCUUCCAGUUCAGCGUCGGGAUCGGUGCGCUCGCGGCCAACGUGAUCAACUUCGGCACGGAGAAGAUCAAGGGGGGCUGGGGGUGGCGCGUCUCGCUGGCACUGGCCGCCGUGCCAGCGGGGCUCCUGUUCGUCGGCGCGGUGUUCCUCCCGGAGACGCCCAACAGCCUCGUGCAGCAAGGCAAAGACCGCCAGGACGUGGCGCUGCUGCUCCGGAAGAUUCGCGGUACUGACGACGUCGACCGCGAGCUGGAUGACAUCGUCGCCGCCUCUGACAGCGCCUCGGCGGCGGGCGGAGGCCUGCAGAUGCUCCUCACUCAGCGGCGGUACCGGCCGCAGCUGCUGAUGUCCGUGGCGAUACCCUUCUUCCAGCAGGUAACCGGGAUCAACGCGAUCGCCUUCUACGCGCCCGUGCUUCUUCGCACGAUCGGCAUGGGCGAGAGCGCGUCCCUGUUGUCCUCCGUGGUCACGGGCGUGGUCGGCGCGGCCGCCACGCUGCUCUCCAUGUUCCUGGUCGACCGCUUCGGCCGCCGCACGCUCUUCCUCGCCGGCGGCACCCAGAUGCUGGCGUCGCAGGUGCUGAUCGGCAGCAUCCUGGCCGCGAAACUGGGCGACGACGGCGGCGUGAGCAAGGCGUGGGCCGGGGCUCUCAUUUUUUUGAUCGCCGUGUACGUGGCCGGGUUCGGGUGGUCGUGGGGGCCGCUGGGGUGGCUGGUGCCGAGCGAGAUCUUCCCGCUGGAGGUGCGGUCGGCGGGGCAAGGGGUGACGGUGGCGACGAGCUUCGUGUUCACCGUGUUCGUGGCGCAGGCAUUCCUGGCCAUGCUGUGCCACAUGAGGGCCGGGAUAUUCUUCUUCUUCGCGGCGUGGCUGGCCGCCAUGACGGCGUUCGUGUACCUCCUCCUGCCGGAGACGAAGGGGGUGCCCAUCGAGCAGGUGGAGAAGGUGUGGCGCGAGCACUGGUUCUGGAGGAGGGUCGUCUCCGAGGAGGAGGUGCCGGCGAGCGGGAAACUCUGAAGAAACAAACUUUGCGAUUGCACGAAUCGUAAUGGCGCUUGUAGCCAUCCAUUUAUGCCGUUACGCGGCUAUCCAUUAUCCGUUCCUCGCCGAAUUGAUGGUGUUAUGGUAAACUGGUAAGUUGAUGCUGAUCACAUGGUGGCAGCAAUCAACAUCAAUUAUAGUGAUUCGGAGCUGUCCGUUUGACAGACUGCAUCAAGACUGAAGAGCAAUGUAGUGCUGGUCGAGCUCGAGCAGGUGCUAUUAUUGAUCGAUCAUGUGCCGGAAAAUAUAUUGCGCAUCGACCGCAAGAUCAGUUCACGCUCUUGAGCAGAUACAUUAGUUGAACGCUAUCUAGAUAUUUAACGGAGUGCUCACGUAGAUUUUAAUAAGCAGCUCGCAUUGCACAUGUACAGAGUGAAAGUCAAGGUGACUUGAUACUUGAAUAAAAGCUUCAUUUCCAAAA